Camellia sinensis is the source of this 972-nucleotide messenger RNA. RefSeq lists its product as uncharacterized. The record is from RefSeq and is a predicted model, not a curated record. NCBI's taxonomy places the organism in Eukaryota, Viridiplantae, Streptophyta, Magnoliopsida, Ericales, Theaceae.
AUGCCCCACAAUGACGCCCUAGUGGUAACUCUUCGCGUCAAAGACCUUGACAUCAAGAGGAUCUUGAUCGACCAGGGGAGUUCGGUCGAAAUUAUGUACUAUGACGCGUUCAAACAAAUGAAGUUGGAGGAUAAGGACUUGGCCCCUGCGACGUCACCUUUGGUUGGCUUCAACUCUCAGCCAGAAUUGCCGGUAGGGAAGAUCAUACUGCCAGUCAAAGCGGGUUCAGUCACAAAGCAAGUAGAGUUCUGGGUGCUCAAAGUCCCAUCCACCUACAACUUAAUUUUAGGCAGGGGCUGGUUGCACGCCAUGCAAGCAGUAGCGUCGACUUACCAUCAGGUCUUGCACUUUCCGGCGCCAAACGGACAAAUAGAGAAAGUCUGGGGAGACCAGGUGAUGGCGAAACAAUGCUUUAUUGCGGUAAAUGGCAGCCGAGCAGCUAAAGGAUUUGUCCAAAUGAUUGAGGGACCCGAGGGAAAGGAGGUCCUUGAAGAUGUAGGAAGAAAGGCCGAGGAAAAAUCGGUCGAGGAUUUGGUGGAAGUGCGCAUCGACGAGAAUGACCCAACUAAGUUCUUCCUCUUGGGAUCAUCUUUGUCUAGCGCCGAGCAGUUGGAUUAUGUCAACUUCUUCGUUUCCAACAUGGAGGCUUUUGCGUGGACGCUUUACGAUAUGCCUAGCGUCGACCCUAACUUCAUUUGCCAUCAGUUGAAUGUCUUUCCUAAUGCACGGCCGGUCAUCCAAAGGACACGCCGCUCGGCUCUGCACCAUGCCGAGGUAGUAGUAGAGGAGGUCAAAAACUUGUUGGAAGCAGGAGCGAUAGAAGAAGUGCAAUACCCUCGAUGGAUAUCCAACACGGUGGUAGUCCCGAAAAAGAAUGGUAAGUGGCGAGUCUACGUUGACUACAAGACGGUCAACCGUGCUUGCCCAAAGGAUAGCUUCCCUUCCCUCGAAUUGACCAGCUGGUGGACUUGA